AUGGAGGAGAGUCACUUCUUGAGCGACGAUCUGCCGCUGCCACCUACCCGGUUGUUUGAACGUCUGGGCCAGAUCCCCGGUUACACCUGGGAUCAGUCAGUUGAACCAUUCCACUCCACCUAUAACCAUUGGCAUAUCUCCGGCUUUCGCCAUGUUGCCGAUUCAGAUUUAUCUACCCCGAUCGCGACCUCCUCCGGCCCCGCCUCUUCCGGUCCUUCUAGUUUGACUCGAUAUUCCCCCCGCACCGAGGUCGACCUGCCAGCGUUUUUCGAUUUUGCGAUUGGCGCAUGUGACUGCUUGGAAAUACUACACUAUGGUAUGAAUACUGUUCAUGGAGAAAUUCGUGGAGAUGCUUUCCAUUUGAGCCGCGAGUUAGGGACGGUCAAACUGGCCAACAUGGGAAAUGGGGCACGCUCAUUCGAUAAUGUACUAAGUGAAGGCUGGUCCUCCGUGUCCCGAGAGUUGGGAGCCAAGUACAAGCUGCAGUUCAUUGCACCCGAACAGACUGGCAGAAUGCCGACAGAGCCAGAUAGCCGCACAGAUAUCUAUGCACUGGGUCUGUUCUUCUGGUCUAUGCUUGUAGGAAAAUUACCCUUUGAAGGCAGUGACCCGGUUGAAGUGGUCCAGAACGUUCUUACCAGGAAAUUGACUCCAGUCUCUGCAAAGAGAAUGGACGUUCCGGAUGCUCUGUCCGCAGUAGUUCAGAAAAUGACCCAGAAAGUUGUACAUGAUCGCUAUCAUACAAUCUCGUCGGUCAAGCGGGAUUUGGCUCAAGUGGCUAAAUUGCUAGGCGAUGGAGAAAGUGAAGCCUUAAACAACUUCAAGAUCGCGCAACGAGACGUCUCAUCGUUUUUCACCCUUCCUUCUAGAAUGAUUGGCCGGCAGAAAGAGUACGAUACCAUCAUAAAUGUUGUGGAAAAGGUCAAAAAACGCCAGGCCGCAGCAUCUGCGAAGGCAUCCACGCAAAGUCCCGCAACGGCUCAUGCUAUUGCCUCUAACGCUUCAAUCUCCGAGGGACGCGUGGACAGCUUUGAUAUUGCUUCUAUCUCCAGUGAAUCUGCUAGUUCAUUCCAUCUGCCUCCUCGAUCUGGCUCAAAUGCCACUCAGUAUCAUAUUGCGCAGAUCAAUACCCAAGACUCUGUAGCAAGUAAUGACACAACGCCUCCACCAAGACUUAGCCAAACUUCAACGGGCACAGACCCAAUGAUUCAUACGCCACCAGCACUGAGUUACAACAAAAUGAAAAGCCCCUCACAUUCUCGUUCCUCUCAUACUACUGACAGGGAAAGUCAUCCCUCCGUUGGGACCAACACGCACAGUCAACCAUCGACGCAGACAUUCAGUCAAUCGGAAUCAUUGAACUCUCUUGCCAAACAAAAGACUGGAGCAAAAUACCGCCAUAGUGGUCGAUGUGAGGUAAUUGCAAUCAGUGGCCAGGCAGGAAUAGGAAAGACGGAUCUUUUGAAUCGAGUUCAGCCACUCAUCCGCAAAACGGGAUACAUCGCAAUCACCCGCCUAGACCGAGCCAAACGAGUGCCCUUUGAACCAUUUGCCAAAAUUCUAGCGAGUCUACUACGUCAGAUCUUCUCAGAGCAAGACGUCAACACAAAUUAUCACAACAGCAUUCGCUCCACUUUACGACCUAUGUGGCCUACGCUUCACAAAGUGCUGGAUCUCCCAGAACAUCUCAUGGCACCAGGAGCCAAGUACAAACCAUCUGAGAAACUUCCGGUUCUUCAGAAACUUGUCCAACAGGAGAGCGGGGAGUAUGAUCCAGCAAAGCGACUUCACAUCCCGUGGAUGAACAAUGACCAGUCAUCGGUUGACUUUUUUCUAUCAAAUGCCGCCUCAAACAACAUGCGCCUGAUGGACAUUUUCAUUGAAAUCUUGACAAUGCUGUGUCAGUUCAAGCUCAUCACGGUGUGCUUGGAUGACCUUGAGUUUGCUGAUGAUGAGACCUUGGAAUUGGUUCUGAGCAUAAUUCGACAUAAGUUACCCUGUGUACUUGUGCUGACAAGCCGCAAGGAUGCGGUCACGCCUGAUCAGAUUCGGACCCUGUUUGAGACCGACAUGCCGAACAUCACGAAGAUUAGGCUUGAGCCGUUAUCAGAAGAUGAUGUCAUGGAAUUCGUCGCAGCAACAAUGCAUCAAGACCCCAACACGACGCUCACUCCACUUGCCGCCGUGAUCCAAGAAAAGAGCCAAGGAAAUCCCUUCUAUGUACGCGUGAUGCUUGAAACUUGCUAUCGUAAGAAUUGCAUAUGGUAUUCAUGGAAGGAUUCAAAAUGGCAAUUCGAUCUAGAUCGGAUUUUCAACGAAUUUGUCGCUCCCGUAUAUGGAGAAGGCCUGGGGUUAGGCUUCCUGACAAAACGCCUCCAAGAGAUUCCACCUGCAGCCCGGUCGAUUAUGGUUUGGGGAGCUCUGCUUGGAAGUCCAUUCUCAUUUUCGCUAGUUCAGAAACUUCUGACAAGUGAAUUUCUUACCCCGACCGACGAUGACAAAGAUUUGGAUCUCACAUCGCCAGCCAACGUGACCUUAGUCAGACAAUCUGAAGGUGAUAUGGUGGUUGGGCUACAAUAUCUGAUUCAAGCGAACCUUCUUGACACCGGGAAAACUGACGACGAGUUCAAGUUCGCAAAUGAUCGUCUCGCACAAGCGGCUCUUUCCUUAGGCGAAGGCCGCAAUGUUGAGAAAAUGCACUUCAUCGUUUCGCAAGCGUUGAUGAAAUACUACCAUGAUCAUCGGAGCCGGUAUUCGAUGGCUCAUCAUGUGGCACUCGCAUCGCCGAGGAUAAAGUCUCGCGUGAGUCGUAGAGUUGAUUAUCGCCGCAUCUUAUGGGAGGCCGGUCAAACGGCUGCCCAGUCUGGCGCUCGACCUACUGCUCUUUGGUACUUCCGCCACUGCAUAGCGCUCCUUCAGGAUGAUCCUUGGGAUGAUACUAAGACGGAUGUGUAUUACGACGAGACGAUGCGUCUUUACAUCGCGGCCGCUGAGAUGUCUUGGUCUCAAGCUCAGAGUGACGAGGCCCUUGAGCUGAUUGGCUCUGUAUUUGCUCAUGGCAAAGAUGCGGUAAGUAAAUCAAGGGCUUGGGUCAUCAAAGCCAAGAUAUUUGCUCAAAUGGGCGAUCACCAUCGCUCAAUGGAGGCGUUGCUGUCAUGUCUCGAUGAACUUGGUGUCCACCUGCGGGGUCCUACUACCUAUGAAGAAUGUGAUGUCGCUUUCUUCAAGCUCAAGUCUUUCCUCGAGUCAACAGACCUCGGAUCUGUCGCCGAAAAGCCUAUCAGCAAGGACCCGAAUUUGAUUACCAUUGGUGCUGUCAUGGCCGAAGCGAUGGCUGUUACAUACUGGGAUGAUGCGCUGGUCUUCUACAGAAUGGCUAUUGAGAUGAUGCACAUUCACAUCUCAAGAGGUGGCUUUACUCAAAUAUCGAUUGGCUGUUCCCAUCUUGCCAUGAUUGCUUUGAGCAGGUUCAAGGACAUUGAAUUUGGAGCGAAACUCAGUGAUCUUUCCCUAUCUCUGCUUGAACGUUGCCCUGAACUGUGGACCCAGAGCAGGGGAUCCAUUGUUCAUAAUCUCUAUGUCAGUCAUCUUCGUGUUCCUUUGGCGUCAACAUUACCUGCAUUGGAGACUUCGCUUGAGGCAACAUUCACAAUGGGUGACCCGUAUAUCACUCUCAUUAGCAUCUCAUCAAUGGCCAUGACAAGAUUAUUCCUUGGUCAAGAUAUGGGUCAGCUGGAGGCAUUCUGUAUUGAUACUCCCGAGGAUAUUCCUAUGUGGUCUCAAGAUACUCGCGGUGGUGCCAGCAUAAUUGCUGUUCGGUUCGCACGAGCUCUGCAAGGAAAAACAGAAUUUCGAUAUUCCGAAAACGUCAUUUCAGAUGAUGAGCAUCAGACAAAUUCGUACAUGACCUUCUUGGAUACUCACACUAGCAAUCCAGAUAGACCCCGAGACCUCUAUCUGGGUCUUUCCAUGAUCCCCUUAUUCUUGUUUGGCCACUACCACAAAGCAAUCGAGGUCGGUACUCAAUUGCUCGAAACAUCACACAGACUCUGGUCCGUGCGAGUGUCCUACAUAAUCCACUUCUAUCUUGCGGUUUCACUUCUUACUCUUCACAACGACUACCCUGCCCAGGGGUACCUCGAUGGGAAAAUGGAUAUGAUUCUCAAGUACAAGGCUGAAAUCGAAUUUGCUCGUCGCUGUUCCGAUGCAAAUUACGGCAUGUGGUACUUCAUUCUGGAAGCACUGAUUGCCGAAGUUAGAAACGACCAUGGUGCCACAAUUCAGAAUUUUGAGGCUGCUAUCGAUCAUUGUCAAAUCCAUGGAUGGCCGUUAGAAGAAGCUCUCGCUCUUGAGCUCCAGGGCGAGUUUCUUAUACGACGUGGCGCGAAACGCGCUGCUCGUGCCCUGAUGCAAGAGUCUAUCGCUACCUGGAGCUCUAUCAGUGCUGCCGGCAAAGCAACCAUGCUUGCUGAGAAGCAUGAGUGGCUUCUGAAGACAGCGACCUCUGUUCGGGCUGUUGAUGUUGGUUGCCAGACCCUUGACUCCCUCCUAGAGAUUACCCGCGAUGCUGUACAGGAAGAGAUCAUAAUUCCUUCUCAAAUAGAGGAAGAUGCGCGACGACAGCAAUGGAUUGAGCAGAAUGGUCUCAAUUCGGAUGAGACUCCUAUGGAUAUCUCAAGUGUUGGUCUCGAUAUCAUUGACCUGUCUAGUAUCUUGGAAUCUAGUCAAGUUAUGUCGUCCGAACUUCAAAUAGACAAGCUCUUUACAAAGAUGCUUGAGAUCCUCUUGGAGUCCUGUAACGGCUCUGACUUUGCAGUGAUUGCGACAAACUUCGAUGACCAAGGAUUUGCCAUUGCCGCAGCGGCGGACGCAGACAAGGGUCAAAGAUCCUACCCCGAUGGCCUUCCAUUUUCGGAGACAGAAAGUCGGAUGGCGCAGCAUAUCUGUUACUAUGUCAUGCGUACACAAGAGGAAGUCUUAGUUCACAACGUUCUCGAGGAUGAGCGAUUCUCUAAUGUCAAUGAGGCCUAUCUUGCGAAUUACCCACAAGGUCGAUCUGUUAUUGCGCUGCCGAUUAUCCAAGCGGACAACCUCCUUGGUGUUAUUCAUUUGGAGGGAAAGCCGAAUUGGUUCACACAGCGAAACGUUGUGGUUCUGCACCUUCUUUGCAACCAAAUCGGAAUCUCAUUGUCCAAUGCUUUACUCUUCCGUGAAAUCCGCAAAGUCAGCGCCAAGAAUGCUUCCAUGAUUGAGUCUCAGAAAAGGGCUCUUGCUCAAGCACGUGAGGCAGAGCAGAAGGCCAAGGUUGCAGAGGCAGAAGCUAAACACAACGUGAAACUUAAGGAGGAUGCUGCAAGAGCCAAGUCAAUUUUCCUUGCAAACAUUUCCCAUGAUCUUCGAACUCCAAUGAAUGGUGUCAUUGGACUUUCAGAGUUGCUGAAAGGCACCAAACUGGACAAGGAGCAAGAUGAAUAUGUGGAGUCAAUCAGGGUUUGCGCCGACACCUUGUUAACUCUCAUCAACGAUAUUCUAGACUUCUCCAAACUAGAAGCUGGCAAGAUGAAGAUCUCCAUAGUGCCGCUAAACCUGAAGGAGACAAUCUCUGAGGUGAUCCGUGCACUUAGAUACACCCACCGUGAGCGAGGUCUGGAGACAAUUGAGGAUUUAGACCGUGUUCCCGCAGAGUUGGUUGUCCUGGGUGAUCCAGUCCGUCUACACCAAAUUUUCAUGAAUCUCCUCAGCAACAGCUACAAGUUUACACCGAAGGGUUCCAUUACCGUCAAAGCGAGAGUCGCACGCGAGGCUAAGGGCCGUGUUCGCCUUGAAUGCUCUGUAUCUGAUACUGGAAUCGGAAUUCACGAAGAGCAAAAGGCUCGUCUGUUCCGACCUUUCUCCCAGGCCGACCCAUCUACUGAAAGAUCCUAUGGAGGUAGUGGAUUGGGCUUGAGUAUUUGCAAAGCAAUCAUUGAAGACGUCCUUGGUGGUGCUAUAUGGCUGGAGUCUGAAUCUGGAGUUGGAACGACCGUCACUUUCCACUUAGUCUUCAACAAAGCCCCCAAGAAGACGGCUGUCAAGACCGCCUGGUCGCAAGACCUGACUCAAGCAGAAAGCAAACAGGCUCCUCGACCUACCGUCCGUGAUCUGACGCAAAUCCCCCGCGAUCAAAUCCGAGUUUGCAUUGCUGAGGAUAACCCGAUUAACCAGAAAAUCGCGGUCAAAUUUGUCACUGGACUAGGCCUACAAUGCGAGGCUUAUAGUGAUGGACGACAAGCCGUGGAUGCGCUUCGCACAAGAUCCAACGAAGGUAACCCGUUCCAUAUCGUCCUUAUGGAUGUCAUGAUGCCUACCUUGGACGGCUACAAUGCAACCCGCGAGCUCCGCCGGGAUCCCGAUCCCAAUGUGAACGAGGUACUAGUAAUCGCCAUGACUGCUAGUGCUAUCGAAGGCGACAGAGAGAAGUGUCUCGAUGCUGGCAUGAACAACUAUCUCCCGAAACCGGUUCGGUCGCCAAUCCUCAGCGAGCUGCUUGACAAGUAUCUUGCGCCCGUGCCGUCCCAUCCUCGAACGCGCUUGGUGUUGAGAGAAAAGGGAUCUCGCGCAAGUCUUGGACGUGAUUCCGGAACCCCAACCAGUCUCUCUUCAUCUGGGUCUGAGGAAUCCAAACUUCCUCCACCCCGUACUUCGGGGGAGUGA
This is a messenger RNA of Penicillium malachiteum, 6693 nucleotides long. Its product is annotated as putative sensor histidine kinase/response regulator. Bases 1 to 6693 code for a protein of 2230 amino acids. Gene Ontology annotation, molecular function: phosphorelay sensor kinase activity; histidine phosphotransfer kinase activity; protein binding. Lineage: Eukaryota; Fungi; Ascomycota; Eurotiomycetes; Eurotiales; Aspergillaceae. The transcript is spliced from 4 exons. The record is from RefSeq and is a predicted model, not a curated record. Gene Ontology annotation, biological process: protein autophosphorylation; phosphorelay signal transduction system.